GUCUUCUUCCUCUGCAGCGCCAGGGGUAGCCCAGGCCGGGGAGAGAGCCGUGGGGAUCCGAGCCUCGCAGGGUGGUUGUCCGCUGUCGACCAGGCUUGCUGAGACGCUGCCUGUUCCCUACACUUCUUCCUCGGCCCUCGCCCCGUGUCCAGCGCCAGGCUCAAGAUGAAUCUCAACUUCACCUCCCCUCUACACCCGGCAUCUUCUCAGAGGCCCACGUCUUUCUUCAUUGAAGACAUCCUGCUGCACAAGCCCAAGCCACUCAGGGAGGUGGCCCCCGACCAUUUCGCCAGUUCUCUGUCCUCUCGGGUGCCUCUGCUAGACUAUGGCUACCCUCUCAUGCCCACACCCACUCUCCUGGCUCCUCACCCCCACCACCCUCUGCAUAAGGGAGACCACCACCACCCUUAUUUUCUCACCACUUCGGGGGUGCCGGUCCCCGCGCUGUUCCCGCACCCCCCGCACGCGGAGCUGCCGGGGAAGCACUGCCGCCGCCGCAAAGCGCGCACGGUGUUCUCGGACUCGCAGCUGUCUGGCCUGGAGAAGAGGUUCGAGAUCCAGCGCUACCUGUCCACGCCCGAGCGGGUGGAGCUGGCCACGGCCCUCAGCCUGUCUGAGACGCAGGUGAAAACGUGGUUCCAGAACCGGCGGAUGAAACAUAAAAAACAGCUGAGGAAAAGUCAAGACGAGCCCAAAGCACCGGAUGGGCCCGAGAGCCCUGACGGCAGCCCCCGCGGCCCAGAAGCCGCACCCUCCGAGGCUCGGCUGGGUCUGCCCGCCGGCCCCUUUGUGCUAACCGAGCCGGAGGACGAGGUGGACAUCGGGGACGAGGGGAACUCGGCUUAGAGCCACAGGUGCUCUGAGCAGCCAGGCUGGGGCAGGCGGGAGGAGGCCGCGGGGCGGGCGCGGCUUCCUCCCGGACUGGAAGACUC
This is a messenger RNA of Molossus molossus (Pallas's mastiff bat), 932 nucleotides long. It is a transcript of the gene BSX, whose product is annotated as brain specific homeobox. Bases 166 to 846 code for a protein of 226 amino acids. Gene Ontology annotation, biological process: regulation of DNA-templated transcription. The record is from RefSeq and is a predicted model, not a curated record. The transcript is spliced from 3 exons. Lineage: Eukaryota; Metazoa; Chordata; Mammalia; Chiroptera; Molossidae. Gene Ontology annotation, molecular function: DNA binding; DNA-binding transcription factor activity, RNA polymerase II-specific.